Messenger RNA from Heteronotia binoei (common prickly gecko), 4930 nucleotides. RefSeq names its product euchromatic histone lysine methyltransferase 2 (gene EHMT2). The coding region runs from base 41 to 3760 and encodes 1239 amino acids. Gene Ontology annotation, cellular component: nucleus. NCBI's taxonomy places the organism in Eukaryota, Metazoa, Chordata, Lepidosauria, Squamata, Gekkonidae. The record is from RefSeq and is a predicted model, not a curated record. The transcript is spliced from 28 exons. Gene Ontology annotation, molecular function: protein-lysine N-methyltransferase activity; zinc ion binding; p53 binding.
GCGGGGCCGGCUCUGCUGCUGCUGCUGGCGGCGCGAGGCCAUGGAGGCUGCUGGAGCGGGAGGCGCGCAGGGUGAGCCUUCUCGGGGAGCCACAGGGGCAACAUCAUUGGUGGAAGUGGGAACAGAUGAUACAGGUCUUAUCCCUUUGAGAGAGAGUUCUGAUCCCUCCUCAGGAUCUUUGUCUCCCCGGAAAGCCAAAACCAGUUUAGGAGGAACAGGAGAGAGUCUACCAGCCUCUGGCAGAAAUUGUGAUGAUGGAGCUCGAAUACAGACGACUGGCAGUGGUAAAGAAGCCAGCGGGGUUUUGCCCGAAUUGGGGGCUGUCUCGGCUGGUUCAAAUGCCAGUCCCAGUCCAGGGAAUAAAGGUCUGCCAGGCCAUGCGGCCAAGACUUUUCCAUCAUCCCCUAGCAAAGCAGGCGGACCCAGCCGAGCAAAGAUGUCUCUCACUGGAACCAGCAAGUCCCCCACAUCUGUUCAGAGCCUGGCUAUGCGCCUGUUGAGCAUGCCUGGGUCACGGUUGCCUGGGGAUGCUGUGACUCCCUCCAUUGAAGCUUCGCCACCAGCUCCACCGCCUGCUCAAGCUCAGACUCUAGCCUCUCCAGCUGAGGAGACCAAACCAAAGGUUCAUCGGGCCCGGAAAACCAUGUCUAAGCCCAACACUGGGCAGAUCCCCGAGAAGAGAGUUUCUGAAAUGCUGCACUUUCGAGUCUCAGAUGACCUAAGGAGCAUCACGGAGCCAGAAGAGCCUGCCAAGCGCCGGAAGUAUGACUACAUGACUGAUGUGAUGCACAAGAGAAUGCCCCUCUCUCUCCAGCGGUCAAGUCCCAGAGCCACUACUGAGAUCACAGUGACGGAGGAGAUGGCUGCUCCCGCCACAGCCUCACAGGAGGAGAGAUCGCAGGAGUGGGAGACAGAAGUGGGGGAUGACUUCAGCCUCUACUAUGACAGCUAUUCUGUGGAUGGCCAUGCUGACUCGGACAGCAAGUCUGAUGCAGAUGCUGCAGAAGAGCAUAUGAGUGAGGAGGAGGAGGAAGAAGAGGAGGAGGAGGAAGAGGAGGAGGAGGAAGAAGAUGAUGAUGAGGAUGAAGACGAAGAGGAUGAAGAAUCGGGUAACCUCUCUGACAGGAGUGCUGCCUCCAGCUCCAGGCGAAAGGCCAGGAAGCGCUGGCGGAAUGACAGCCCCUGGGUGAAGCCAUCCCGUAAACGCAAGCGCAAGGAGCCCCACCCCAAGGACACCAGAGGACUGAACGGUGGCCCUUCAGCCACCCAGAGUGAGUACACAGAGGUGCCCCUUGGUUGUCUGGAGCUGCCCAACGAGGGGGCACUCUCCCCCAACAAUGCAGGGGUGUCCAACGAGACCAGUUCGCUGGAGACGGAGCGCUUUGAGGAGUUGCCCCUCUGCUCCUGCCGCAUGGAAGCCCCCACCAUCGAACGCCUCAGUCAGCAGGCUGGAAACCAGUGCAUGGCGACAGAAAGCGCAGACGGGGAGCUUAGUGGCUGCAGCAGCAGUAUCUUGAAGCGGGAGACAAUGCGUCCCUCCAGCCGGGUUCCCCUCAUGGUCCUGUGUGAAGCACAUCGAGCCAGGAUGGUGAAACACCACUGCUGUCCAGGUUGUGGCUACUUCUGCACUGCGGGCACUUUCCUGGAAUGCCACCCUGACUUUCGAGUGGCUCACCGCUUCCACAAGGCCUGCGUGUCGCAGCUCAACGGCAUGAUCUUCUGCCCGCAUUGCGGGGAAGAUGCUUCUGAGGCCCAGGAGAUCACGAUAGCCAAGGCGGACACCUCCACUCCAGUCCCCGUUCCACCAUCGCAUGGGCAGGGAACCUCCGAGUCCACAGGCCGCGCUGACACAACCCAGCCCAGUGCCCGGAUGAGGGGAGGGUCUAGCAUAGAACCCUCACUGGAAGAUGCGCCCGGUCUUGGGGGCCCUGGAAUCGACAGCGCGGGUCCACGUCUGAUGCUGCCUAAUGGGGCAGUGCUGUCUGCACAAGGUCUGCCUGCAAGUGCUGGGCGUGAACAACUGGAGCGUGCCCUAGUGGUACAGGAAUCUGAGCGACGCAAGAAGCUGCGAUUCCACCCUCGGCAGCUGUAUCUCUCCGUCAAGCAAGGGGAGCUCCAGAAAGUGGUGCUAAUGUUGUUGGACAGCUUGGACCCCAAUUUCCAGAGCGAACAGCAGAGCAAACGUUUCCCACUGCACGCUGCGGCACAGAAAGGGUACAUGGAGAUCUGUCAUGUUCUACUGCAGGCCGGUGCCAACAUAAACACGGUGGACAAGCUACGCCGGACUCCUCUGAUGGAAGCUGUUGCAAACAACCACGUGGAGUUAGCACGUUACUUAAUCAAGAGAGGUGGUUGUGUUUACACCAAGGAGGAUGAUGGUUCCACAUGCCUCCAUCAUGCUGCAAAGAAUGGGAACGUUGAGAUGGUCAGCUUGCUGCUCUCCACAGGGCAAGUGGAUGUUAAUGCUCAGGAUAGCGGGGGAUGGACCCCUAUUAUCUGGGCUGCGGAGCAUAAGCACAUUGAGGUGAUCCGCAUGCUGCUCACCCGUGGAGCUGAUGUCACCUUGACUGACAAUGAAGAGAACAUUUGUUUGCACUGGGCCUCCUUCACAGGAAGUGCAGAGAUUGCUGAAAUCCUGCUGAAUGCACAAUGUGAUCUCCAUGCGGUCAAUUUCCAUGGAGAUACGCCCCUGCACAUAGCUGCCCGGGAGAGCUUCCAUGACUGUGUCCUCCUGUUCCUGUCGCGCGGGGCUGACACCGAAGUGCGGAACAAAGAAGGGGACUCACCUGUGGAUCUGACCUUGGAGAAUUCAGAGGUGUGGUUUGCCCUCCAGCUCAAUCGCAAGAUCCGCCAAGGCAUCCUUAAUCGUUCCGUUCGCACAGAACGCAUCAUCAGCAGGGACGUUGCCCGUGGCUACGAAAAUGUGCCUAUCCCUUGCGUCAACUCUGUGGAUGACGAGCCGUGCCCAGAGGAUUACAAAUACAUCUCUGAAAACUGCGAGACUUCCACCAUGAACAUUGAUCGCAGCAUCACCCACUUGCAGCAUUGCACCUGCCAGGACGACUGUUCCUCCAGCAACUGUCUGUGUGGGCAGCUCAGCAUUCGCUGCUGGUAUGACAAGGAUGGUCGUUUGCUGCAGGAGUUCAACAAGAUUGAGCCGCCCCUGAUCUUCGAAUGUAACCAGGCCUGCAGCUGCUGGAGGAACUGCAAGAACCGUGUGGUGCAGAGCGGCAUCAAGGUCCGUUUGCAGCUGUACCGCACUGCCAAAAUGGGAUGGGGCGUCAGAGCACUGCAGACCAUCCCCCAGGGAACAUUUAUAUGCGAGUAUGUGGGGGAGCUUAUUUCGGAUGCAGAAGCCGACGUGAGGGAAGACGACUCCUACCUGUUCGAUCUAGAUAAUAAGGAUGGUGAGGUGUACUGCAUCGACGCACGCUACUAUGGCAAUGUCAGUCGCUUCAUCAACCACUUGUGUGACCCCAACAUCAUCCCUGUACGGGUGUUCAUGCUGCACCAGGACCUGCGUUUCCCCCGCAUCGCCUUUUUCAGCAGCCGAGACAUCCGGACUGGCGAGGAAUUGGGAUUUGACUAUGGUGACCGCUUCUGGGACAUCAAGAGCAAGUACUUCACGUGCCAGUGUGGCUCAGAGAAGUGCAAACACUCAGCGGAGGCCAUUGCCCUGGAGCAGAGUCGUCUGGCCCGCCUGGAGGCCCAUCAGGACCUGUUGCCGGAUGCCGGUGGCCUCCCUUCCUCCCAGGCUUAAGCCGGGCCCAGCUGCCAAUCCCGAACACUGGGGUCUUCCCGCUUCUUCCACCGGCGCGUGGUUUUAUUUCUGGGCAGACAAGGGUGUGUCAGAACACGGCAGCAUUCUUGUCUUCUCCCUCAGGAGUUCCUGCUGGGGAGAAAAAUGGAGUUCCAAAGAGAGAGAGGGGAGUGAAAGAGAGAACUUCCCUUAGAUGGAAACUCUUUGCUCAGAGAAAAAAAGGGAUAAGUAUCUGGGCUUGGAUGGCCUCUUCCUCCCGCUGAGCAGGUCUGCAUAGCUUGAGACCCCCCGCUCUACGAACCAGCUGUGUACGAUGGCCUUCCAGGGCCUUGACAACUCCUGCUCCCUGAGGCAGGCACCAAAAACAAGAGGUCUAAAAUGUCCCUAGUGGUUUGCCAUACACAAGCUGCCUUUGACUGGGGGUGGGAUGACACAUCACAAGCUGUGCAGGCACAACCUAGAAUGAGGAUGGAUGGUUACAUUCAAGAUGGUGCUGCUUCCUGCUGAUGGAACAGUGUGUGUGUCUGCUUUAUGUGGGAGUCAAGCUAGAUAAGAAGGAAGUCACCAAUCUCUGUUCAUCUUUAAAAGCUCAGCCAUAAGGGGCGAGGGGGUCUUGGUUUAGAUCAGGACCACAUGGGGGAGGGCAGGUUGAACUUGUCCACUCUCAACAUGUUUUUGCUAAUCCAAACCACCACCAUCACCCUUUGCCGGUUUAGAGGCAACGAAACCAGUGUGUGUCCAAUUUGGGGCUUUUAAAGACUAAUGGAGAUCCGUAAUCUCCGUCACAUCUAGUUCAUGCCCCUACCAUCUGUCCUUCCUUGUUGGUGUCUGGGAAACCCUGUAUGUAUGUGGACUUCUUCUCAUUUUGGGCCAAUUAACUUCAGCUUUUUCAUAACAAAAGAAUAAAUUUGAAAUUGGAGCGAAGAAUUCUUCAUGUUUCUCUGCAAGCCUCCACUUGGGAUUCGGCGCUUCUGUUUUCUAGCUACAUCCCUUUCCCUUUUCUUGGAACAACAGAAGUCUGGUUUUGAUUCAAGGGGGCCUCCCCCCUCUCUUUCUCUCUAUAUGGGUUUUCAUUUUGUGUUUUGUUCUUUUAAAAAACCCUAUAAUUUUUCUGGGGGCCAUAAAACAAAUAAAUGUUGACAACUGGUGAUUUUUUUUAUAGAAACAAAA